AUGGUAGGACUGCAGAAUGAAGCCAGGCGGAACGGGGAUGGGAAUAAAGGGAAUGCCCCAGUCACAGAGCCGCCUCGGAACACACCGUCCCACCUGGUCCCCAUUCGUGCUGUUAGCGUUACGAAAACACGAUCCGCCUAUUCACAGUGUGAACACAUUCUUCUUCGGUGCUGUAAGCAAUGCUCCUACUCUCUUUACAAUUCACAUCUUAUCAUGUUUACUAUCUCAUUCGAUAGAAAAGGAAUAUGGCAUCAUUUCUACAUUCUUGCUCCAUUAGCCUCCCCCAAAUCCGAUUUUGAUCGAACGGAAUCACCAAUCUUGUAUUCCUUCAGCUCAAAUAAAACUGGUCAGCUUGUUUUCUUGUCUGGAGUUCUUACGUGGUGUGCUUAG
This is a messenger RNA of Necator americanus (New World hookworm), 390 nucleotides long. RefSeq lists its product as uncharacterized. The record is from RefSeq and is a predicted model, not a curated record. The transcript has 2 exons. Lineage: Eukaryota; Metazoa; Nematoda; Chromadorea; Rhabditida; Ancylostomatidae. Bases 1 to 390 code for a protein of 129 amino acids.